Dimorphilus gyrociliatus is the source of this 2764-nucleotide messenger RNA. The record is from the annotation of a GenBank genome assembly. NCBI's taxonomy places the organism in Eukaryota, Metazoa, Annelida, Polychaeta, Dinophilidae.
AGUCAAAGAUGAACUGUGGAUGAGAGAGAACGGAUUGGAUUAUGACUAGUUUUUAUCUGGUGGUGCUUCUAUUCUCUCUCAUUAAAUCUUCUUAUCAAAAUACAAUAGUGUUCAAAACAAAAGAAGAGGAUCCAAGAAGAGAAAUUGGAAAUCUUCGUCACGCUUUUAAAACUUUUCACGGUCAAGCGGUUGAAUUUCAACUAUUUAGACCAAAAGGUUCUGAAGAACCUCAAAAUUGGUUUGACAUAGAUAAAGUUACUGGAAUUUUAAAAAGUAGAAAAACUAUCGACAGAGACUCUAUCUGCUAUGCCCGAGAACAAUGUUUCGUUGAGUUAAAUGUGGGUCUAACGGUCAAUUCAAAAGUUAACAUUCGUCAAGUUAAAGUUCUUAUAGAGGAUAUCGACGACAAUAUACCAACAUUCAAUAAAGAAAUUUUUAAAGUGUUCGUAUCGGAGUCAACCGCCGUUGGAACUAGGAUUAAUUUACCAAUCGCCAGAGACGCUGACAGCCCCAUAUACGGCAUAAAAGAAUAUGCCUUAACCGACGAUUAUGGAAUUUUUAAAUUGUCCGUAACUGAAACAGAUAGCGGCCCAGAUCCGCAUCUGAUAAUUCAGGGAAAAUUGGAUAGAGAAAAGAAGAGCAGGUAUAAAAUGCGGCUUGAAGCUAGAGAUACCAAACACGCCGGUUCUUGCCUUAUAAUUAUCGAGAUUCAAGACGAUAACGAUAAUUCACCGAUAUGCGAUAAAACGUCUAGGGAAAUUUCCCUUGCGGAAAAUUUUAGAAAAGGAAAGAGUGUCGUCAAUGUCACUGCAACCGAUCAGGACUCUGGUCGUAAUGCUAUGGUUGUCUACAAGUUCGGAGAAUUGGCGUCUAAAGCGGUCAAGGAGACUUUCGCCUUGAAUAAAUCUACGGGAGAGGUAACAUUAAAGAAUUCGCUGGAUUACGAAAACCUUCAAAUCUAUCAUCUUCCUAUAAUCGCUAGUGAUUCAGCACCAGAUUCCAGGUCUACGACUUGUCUAGUUAUUAUUAAAGUUAUCGACCUUAAUGACCACAAUCCUUCAAUUAACGUACAAACUAUGAAUGGCAGACCGGAGGCGGAAGUUGAAGAGGAUUCCGGUCCAAAAACUUUUGUCGCCUAUGUUACAGUCUCUGAUCCAGAUUAUAAUUCUAAACAGAAAAUAAAAUGUUCCUUAAAUCCCAAUGGCUAUGAAGCAUGGUUUGAUUUACGUCAUAUAAAUGGAAAUCGUUAUCAAUUAGUAACCAAUAAAUAUCUGGAUAGAGAACAGAGAUCAAGGUACGAUGUUGAAAUAAGAUGCGUUGAUUCGGGCUCUCCUGCAAGACAAUCCAAACAACUUUUGAUUGUAAGGAUCAAAGAUAAGAAUGAUAAUUCUCCCUCAUUCGUAGAAAAUGUAAUAACAAAAACUGUAGAAGAAAACAAUCGACCAGGAACGCUUCUUUGUCAAUUAAGUGCUACCGAUAGUGAUAGAGGAGAUAAUGGUCGUGUCCGAUACGCUAUCAUAAGAACCAAGCCUGAUUUAUUUAGGAGCUAUUUUCGUAUCAAUUCUACAAACGGAACUUUAACGAUCGUUAAGAGAUUAGACAGGGAAAGAGGCGAAAAAAUCGAAUUGGAUAUCGAAGCCAGGGAUAGGGGUGAACCAUCUAAUUUCGCAAUGGCUAUUGUCAAGGUACACGUUAUGGACAUGAACGAUAAUGCACCAGAAUUCUCAAAGAAAUUGUACAAUUUCACGGUGUUAGAGAAUACGACUUCCAGCUCCUUCAUAGGAACAAUCGAGAUUCGAGAUAGGGAUAGCAAACCAAAUGCCAGAUACCUGGUUAAUUUUACCAAUCCGGAGGACCUUUUUCGGUUUGAUAAGAGGAAUGGAAGGUUAUCAACCAAAUAUCUAUUGGAUAGGGAACGCCGUUCUUCUUAUCAAUUUCGUAUGAUAGCUGUUGAUAGGGGAAAAAGUUCUCUAAGGUCAGAGACAGUAAUAAGAAUAAACGUUAAAGAUAGAAAUGAUAACAGUCCAAAAUUUGUGUUUCCAUCUACUGAGAAUAAUUCUUUGAUGAUAUCAAGCCUCACGCCAUCCGAUGUUGAGGUUGGUCGAUUACUAGCCAAAGAUCCCGACCUGAAUCCAAAGCUCAAGUACGACUUAAUAGACGGUGACUAUUUCCGUCUUACACCAGACGGUGCACUUUUAGUUAGUGGAAAUCUAGGGGAAUUAUUUGGAAAUGAAAGACUGCAGCUUCAAGUUAGGGUUCAAGAUGAAGGAAACAAUAAAGAUAUUCAAAUAUUAUAUAUCCAACUGAACGAUUCUCUACCUUACCAUGGGAGUAAAACGUUUUUAUUCGAUGGAAGUUUAUUCAUAGUACUCAUCGUCUCAGCUUCCGCAGUUUUAUUACUUUUAUUAUUAGUUGUUUUGGCUCUUGGUCUUCGAGCCGCAAAAAAAUCGAAAGCCGAUAGAUAUAAUUGUAGAUUGCAAUCAUUGAAAGUAUGGGCUCAAAAUGAAGAGAAAGACGAGGAAACAGAUGAUGAGGAGGAGAGAGAUGUUUUAGAAAAAAACUGUGAACACAUUUCCAACAGUACAGACCAGGACUGGAAGGUACCACCCCCACCCCCGCCUCCCAGACUUGUCCGCCCACUUCUGAAGUCAAACGUGAGAAUUUAGCAAAAAAUUAAACGAUAAAAGUAACGGCGGACCUAUUAAGUUAGAGUCUAAUAUAUAUAUAUAUAUAUAUUUGUACAGUUUUAUAAACUAUAUAUCUA